ACUUCAUGAGGAACAUGAACAAAGUUGAGGAGGUCAAGCCCUGAACAAAACCAGAAAAAUCCAAGCUUUUGGCAGUUUGUUUACAGAUAUUUCUUUUGGUUAGAUAUUGCAUUCUAUUGUAGAAAUGUAAGGAUAUGAUUUAUUUGCUUAAUCUUAUCUUCCCAACUCUCAAGAAAAAUCCUUUCCUCAGUAUCCAUGGCUUCCACUUCAACAUCCUCAAUACCAUUCCAAAGUAAUGCUCAAAAAACAGCCUUCCCAUCUUCCCCCGCAUCAAGACCAUUCCAAACUGCACUCAAAUUCCCAUUUUUAACACCUUUGAAUAAAGCUGUAAAGUUCAAAUUUUUGGCUACCUUGAACAGCAAUGAGCUUGUCAUUGAUGAGGAAAUGGAAAGGAUUAGGAGGCUCCAGAAUGGGCCUGACGUUCGAGGGGUGGCACUGGACGGGGAAAAGGGUAGGACCGUGGAGCUUACGCCUCCUGCUGUGGAGGCUAUUGCAGAGAGCUUCGGGGAGUGGCUAAUUAGUGUGCUAGAAAAGGAACGGGGAAAUCCGGUGGAAGUUGUUAGAGUGUCUCUUGGAAAAGAUCCUAGGAUUUCAGGGGCAACCUUGAGUCUAGCUGUGUUUUCAGGGCUUGCCAGAGCUGGUUGCUUGACUUUUGACAUGGGGCUUGCCACUACACCGGCUUGUUUUAUGAGUACAUUGCUGCCUCCUUUUUCCUAUGAUGCUUCAAUAAUGAUGACCGCGUCUCAUUUACCCUACACCCGGAAUGGGCUAAAAUUUUUUACAAAGAGAGGGGGGCUGACUGCUCCGGAGAUGGAAGAGAUAUGUGACAAAGCUGCAAGUAAAUAUGCCAAUAGGAUGGCAAAAGUAUCGACAGUGCUGAGGACUCUACCAACAAGAGUUGAUUUCAUGAGUGCUUAUGCAAAGCACCUCCGGGAAAUCAUCAAGGAGAGAGUGAACCAUCCCCUACACUACGACAUGCCACUAAAAGGAUUUGAGAUAAUCGUGAACGCUGGAAAUGGAUCCGGUGGCUUCUUCACAUGGGACGUACUAGACAAGUUGGGAGCAGACACCUUCGGUUCCCUCCACCUCAACCCAGACGGAAUGUUCCCCAACCACAUCCCCAACCCAGAAGACAAAACCGCCAUGGCACUCACCAGAGCCGCCGUGCUCGAAAACUCCGCCGACCUCGGCAUUGUUUUCGACACGGAUGUAGACAGAAGUGGUGUGGUCGACGACAAAGGCAACCCCAUCAACGGGGACAGGCUCAUUGCACUUAUGUCAGCCGUUGUAUUGAGAGAACAUCCUGGUACUACAAUUGUCACUGAUGCUCGGACAAGCAUGGCCCUUACAAGGUUUAUUACGGACAGAGGUGGGCAACACUGCUUGUACCGUGUCGGAUACCGGAAUGUCAUAGACAAAGGAGUUCAACUUAAUAAGGAUGGAAUUGAAACACAUCUCAUGAUGGAAACAUCUGGACAUGGUGCACUUAAGGAGAAUCAUUUCCUAGAUGAUGGGGCAUACAUGGUGGUAAAAAUCAUCAUUGAGAUGAUAAAGAUGAAGCUUGCAGGAUCCGAUGAAGGAAUUGGGAGUCUCAUAAAAGAUCUUGAGGAACCAUCGGAGUCCAUUGAAUUGAGAAUGAAUAUCAUCUCUGAGCCUAAAUAUGCAAAGACAAGAGGUAGAGAGGCCAUCGAAACAUUUCGGUUAUGCAUUGAGGAAGGUCGACUAGAAGGAUGGGAACUGGAUACAUGUGGAGACUGUUGGGUAAGUGAUGGCUGCCUUGUGGACUCAAAUGACAAUCCAGCUGCCAUUGAUGCUCACAUGUAUAGGGCUAAAGUUUCAGAUAAAGAAAAUGGGGAACACGGUUGGGUGCAUGUAAGACAGAGCAUUCACAAUCCUGACAUUGCUGUGAACAUGCAAUCAUCAGUCGCUGGUGGCUGUCGAUAUAUGGCAAGAGAGUUCAGAAACAAGUAUCUUUUGGCAAAUGGAAUGAACAAAAUCCUUGACAUUACUCAGAUCGACAAGUACGCCAGAAGUGGGACUGUAGGGUAAAAAUUAAGAUGCACUUUAUAUAUGUUUUACACAAAAAUUUAGCUAAAUAAGGAUGUACAGUGUGUAGCAAAAGGCACAUACAUAUGUGUGUGUAUUGUUGCCACCACUAUAGUAUCUGUAUGUAUACAUGUUCCACUUAUUUUGAAAACUCUGAAUAAAAAGGUUGCACACCU
Rubroshorea leprosula is the source of this 2222-nucleotide messenger RNA. NCBI's taxonomy places the organism in Eukaryota, Viridiplantae, Streptophyta, Magnoliopsida, Malvales, Dipterocarpaceae. The record is from the annotation of a GenBank genome assembly.